This is a messenger RNA of Lodderomyces beijingensis, 1590 nucleotides long. The record is from the annotation of a GenBank genome assembly. NCBI's taxonomy places the organism in Eukaryota, Fungi, Ascomycota, Pichiomycetes, Serinales, Debaryomycetaceae.
AUGGAGCGGUCGAUAGUGGCCACUGAGUGGUCCAUCGUGGCAGACGAUAGUGACUCGUCAGUGGAAGACAGUGGAGUGUCAACUGCAGACUCAAUUGAAGCGGAAGAGGAGAACGGGGAUAAUGACACCACGGCAGCACCAGCACCUGAUGACCCACUUGCCAGUUACUACGAGGCCUAUGCUGAUCAGUUUCUUGAUUUCAUAAACACAAACCCCACCACCUACCACGUUGUUUCGCACUUUAAAUCCCUCUUGGAGAAUAACGGGUUCAAGUCCAUCAGCCAGAACAAGGCCAUUGCAGAGCUCGAUGCUGGGUUCUACUACACUUGCAACGGUGACCAGUCGUUGGUUGCAUUUGUCAUUGGCGGGAAAUGGUCACCUGGCAAGGGAUCUUGCUUUGUUGCAAGCCAUUGCGACGCAUUGAGUGUCAAGGUCAAUCCCCGUGGUCUGUUGAAGCUGCGGGUGGACGGGUACGAUCUUAUAGGAGUGGCACCUUACUCUGGCAGCUUGAACAGCAACUGGCUCAACCGGGACCUUGGGCUUGCAGGGAGUGUGCUCGUGCAGACACCGCAAGGUGUGCAGCGCACGUUGAUAAACUCGGCACCGCUCCCAAUCGCGGUGAUUCCGUCGCUAGCACCGCAUUUUGGCGUGGAUACGGCUGUUUACAACAAGCAAACCCAAGCCGUUCCAGUUUUUGCUCAUCGUUCGGACGACGAGCUAGUACCUACGGAGGAAGAGCUAGGUAGCAAGUUUUUUGCAAGACAUUCAUUGCGAUUGCUAAGGUACAUUUGCGCCCUAGCUGGGGUUUCUUUGAGCUCGAUAGUUGACUUUGACUUGGAUCUAGUCGAUGUGCAGCCCAGCUGUCGCGGAGGAGUAAAUCGCGAGUUUAUAUUUCUGGGCUGUUUGGACGACAGGCUCUGUGCUUUCGAUUCCAUCUACGGUCUCAUUGAAUAUAGUCAGCAAUUUCUCCUAGACAAGGACAUCUCCACCUCGGAAGCACUCAACGGGGUAUACUUGGCAAACAACGAGGAGGUUGGCAGUUUGACCUCGACUGGGGCUUGUGGAGGAUUCUUGAUUGACACUUUAAGAUCAGUAGUGGCUGCCAGGUGCAGAGAGCUCCCCGUAUCGGAGGCCGUUGCGCAGUUGACUACAAACACCGUCUUGUUAUCAAGCGAUGUCACGCAUGCAUUAAAUCCAAACUUCAAGGAGGCCUACUUGGAGAACAACUUCCCGCUACCAAACACGGGGCCGUCGAUCAAGUUUGACUCGAAUGCACACGUAUUGAGCGACUCUUUGGGCAAAGAGUUUCUCACCAGAAUAGUGGCUGACUUGGACGGAGUAAAGUUGCAGCAGUUUCACAUACGAAACGACUCGCGGUCCGGAGGCACCAUCGGGCCGAUCAUGUCGAGCAGCCAGAGAGGUGUCAACGGGGCACGAAUGAUCAUCGACGUGGGUCUCCCCAUUCUCAGCAUGCAUUCCAUACGGAGCAUCGCCGGGUACAAAGACGUCGGUAUGGGAGUGCGCUUCUUUAAACAGGUGUUUUGUAAGUGGCGUACCGUAGCUCGAGAAAUGGAUGGCAAGCGGGUGUAA